This is a messenger RNA of Colletotrichum spaethianum, 1374 nucleotides long. RefSeq names its product vegetative incompatibility protein HET-E-1. The transcript has 3 exons. The record is from RefSeq and is a predicted model, not a curated record. Bases 1 to 1374 code for a protein of 457 amino acids. NCBI's taxonomy places the organism in Eukaryota, Fungi, Ascomycota, Sordariomycetes, Glomerellales, Glomerellaceae.
AUGCGGCUCCUAUAUCACGGAGAAGGUGGGGAAAUCAGUGUUACUGCCGACUUGGUCGACGCCAGCACGAUACCCCCUUACGCGAUCCUGUCGCAUACUUGGGGAGCGGUCGACGAAGAGGUGACCUUCGACGACCUUGCAGCGGACGCCGGCAAGGACAAGCCCGGCUACGAGAAGAUCAAGCAGUGUGGACAGCAGGCAAAAAGCGACGGCUUGCAGUACUUCUGGGUCGAUACCUGCUGCAUCGACAGGGCGAACAAGGCUGAGCUCUCGCUGGCUAUCCGAUCCAUGUUCUACUGGUAUCGUAACGCAGCUCGAUGCUACGUCUACCUGCCCGACGUGCCUGCUUCGCCCACCGUAGUCGACGGAGCAGCCAGCUCGCCGCCUUGGGACUCGGAAUUCCGACAGUGCAAGUGGUUCACGCGUGGCUGGACGUUGCAAGAGCUUCUCGCACCCAGCGUUGUUGAGUUCUUCUCGCACAAAUGGUACAAGCUUGGUGACAGAACAUCACUCAAGUCCCAGAUCCACGAAGUCACGACCAUCCCGCAUCAUGUGCUCGAAGGGGGCCCCCUUUCUCAAUCUAGCGUUGAAGAGCGGUUUCGCUGGAGACAGGAUCGGCACACAAGGCUCAAGGAGGACGCAGCGUACUCCUUGUCCGGCAUCUUCGACGUUGAGAUGGCGCCUGUCUAUGGCGAAGGCACGGAGGAAGCUUUCAGACGGCUUCGUGAUGAGAUUCGGAGGCGGGAGGAUUGCCUCCGUGACCUACGCCCUACGGAUCCUCGCGACGAUAAGAAGCGCAUCGAAGACACAAAAGGCGGUCUGUUGCAAGGCUUGUACCGCUGGGUGCUCACCAACAGCAGCUUCCAGCAAUGGCGCAAUGACCCACAGAACCAGCUGCUGUGGAUCAAAGGCGAUCCUGGCAAGGGCAAAACCAUGUUGCUCUGCGGCAUCAUCGACGAGCUGCAGAAAACGGUUGCUGGCGCCGCGUCAGUGACAUACUUUUUUUGCCAGGCUACUGACUCGCGCAUCAACAGCGCCACGGCUGUGCUGCGAGGACUGCUGUACUUGCUUGUCUGCCAGCAGCCGGCGCUUACCGCGCACUCGUUCGCAUCUUCCCGCGUCAAGUGGAUUGCCUCGAGCCGCAACUGGCCAGAAAUUGAAGCGCACCUGGAACGGGCAGGGCACAAGCUCAGCCUCGAGCUGAACGCGGGGUCGGUCACAGCAGCGGUUGGAAUCUUUAUCGAGCAGAAGGUGGACCAGUUGGCGCAGAAGAACGAAUACAGACCAGAAGUCCGGUCCGCUGUGCUUGAACACCUGACUUCGAACGCCGGCGGUACCUUUCUCUGGGUAGCGUUGUUAGCAUCUGCGAACUGA